CCAUUUAUUUGAUUGACGUGUUGGUACUGUCAAACCCAGUUGUAAAAUAAUAAUUGUUUUAUAUUUGAAUAUGGGUUAAAUACGUGUAAUUAUUUUCUAUGGGAAGUUUAAGUGAACAGACAUAAUUCAUAAUAAUAAAUUAAUUAUCUUCCUGUCAAAAUCUCCAGUCAUGGAUGAGGAUAAAUUCGCUUUAGUAGAAAAAAUACUCAAAGAUGUCGAUAACAUCCUGUCGAAGAAUGCUGACUUGUGUUCUUUCGACAUUGUGCCCGUGGACUGCAAUUUUCAAAAUAAAUCACCAGUUUUGCUUUUGGAAAACUGUCUAGGUUUGGAAUCCUGGUGCAUGAAGCAUGUGUACAUGUACUGCUACUCGGAAUUAAUGGACAAAUACAUUGUAAAGCCAAAACGAAAAGUUGCCAAAUCAUCCGUCAACUCUGAGCGCUUGGAAAAGCUGCUUAAUGUGACAUUGCUUUUAAAUCCAGAAUUGAGUACAUUUUGGAACAAGCGGAAGGAACUGGUACUAAGGUUACUGUUGGAUAAGACUGCUGAGCUACGGUUUACAAAAUUAGUUUUGUCAAGAAAGCCAAAGUGUAACGAUGCAUUUUCCCAUAGGAGAUGGUUAUUGGAAGCAAUUUUGAAAGAUCAAAAUCUUCAAACAAAUUGCAUUGAGGCAUUGAUCAAUGAAGAGCUCCACAUUUGCCAAUUAUCUUCAGACAGGAGUCCAAACAACUACCACAGUUGGAAUCACCGGACUUGGCUACUCCACGCUCUUAAACUAGUUGAAAAGAAGUUUGAUCUUAAUUUCCUCUAUGUCAAAGAAUACAAUUUCUCCGAAGGGUGGGUGUCAAAGCACAUUUCAGAUUUUAGUUGCUUCCAUUACAGACAAUUCUGUAUUAAGAAUAUUUUUGCUAUAACUAAUGAACAUUGGAAGUCAUUUGAGGUUUCCAUAGAUGUGAAUCUUCGUAAAAGUUUUGUUAGAGUAUUAGCAAUGCAUUAUCCUAAAGACACAACCAUGCAGGCAUCCGAAGAGGAUUUAAUUUCAUACUCUGAAGAUAACCUUAUUAAAUUACUUCUAUGUUAUUCUUCAAAGAGUUGUGAUUGUAUUGCAGAUAAUGUUCUAUUGUGUCGGAAGUUGGAAAUAUUAUUUCAUGAACUUGUCUUAAAUAAUGAGUUAGUGAGAUUUUAUAAAGGUCAUGAAACACUUUGGUAUCAUCGGAGAUUUAUAAUACAUGAGAUUUUGUCUUCGAUGCAUGAUCAUUUCGGAGUAGUCAGAUUAAAUGGGGCAUUAGUGAAGGAUACCUGCAGAAAUUGCAAUCAUGAUGAUUUAAGGCAGAAACAGGCAAAAAUUAUCAGGUAUGACAGCAAUCGCAUAUAUUCUUGUGUGCUAUUUAAUGUAUUAUCAAGGCAUGAGCAGGAGUUUAUUGAAGAGAGGCAAAAGGAUUGUGACAAUUAUGCCGGUAGACAUGAGAAGUAUUUAAAGUUUGUUGAAGGUCUCAAUAACGUCAUGUAAAUUUAAAUUAUUAGGCGGGUCCACACAGAGCGCGCAUACGCGCGAGGCAAUUUCCUCACGCACAAACCGGCCAGUGUAUACAUGCCUCGGCACUGGCCGGUUUGUGCGUGAGGAAAUUGCCUCGCGCGUAUGCGCGCUCUGUGUGGACCUGCCUAUUGCCAAUAUGGGUGGAAAGAGUAUGAAUUAAAUAUAUUGUCUGAGAAGUAAAGUUGAAAAGCCUCAGCUGCAAUGGUAAGUAAAUGACUUAUAGUAAUACAUAUGUCAUUAUUUUCCAGUAGUAUCAGAGUAAUAUUUUGUAAAAGUUGUAUUUAGAAAAUGGUUUAUAUUAUUACAAAAUUAACACACAUACGCGUUCUUCGCAUUGAAUGUGUUAAAGCCCAGAGCACUCCAGAUGCGUGUGCACUUGAGCAUGCAGUAAAAUGUUGGAUCCGUGAACGCACACGUUUUCGCGCGUUUUCCUCGCCUGAGCGCGCCGCCUCGGCCGAGGCACGUCUACACUGGCCGGUUUGUGCGUGAGGAAAUUGCCUCGCACGUAUGCUCGCUUUGUGUGGACCCGCCUAAUGCACACGCAUCUGGUAUGCAAACGCCAUGGAAGAAAAGUAGGUUUAUAACAAAUUUUAUCCUGUAGAGUAAGGGUUCCUCCUAUAUAUUUAAGAUUAUAAUAAUAUUGGAAUUAAUAUAUGCAUUUGUACAUAUGAUUUAAUUAGAUUUAGUAUUUUAUUUAUACACGACAUCAUAAAGUGCCGCUUUAGUUAUAUUAUAAUACCUAUACAUUAUACGUGUGUAACGAUUGAAUUUUAACUUUUGUGCGCCAAACUAUAAGUGUCGACCACGAAUGGCAUCAUACCUAGCAAUAACAGCAAAAGGGGAAUUUUGUUAAUUAUUUUAAUUUGAUGGCAUUAAAUUUUAUGGAAAAUAUUAAUCAUAUAGGUAGAUAGUCGUAGAGCAAUAAUAACAGAAGGUACCUGUAAAAUAAACUUGUGGAGUUUUGUAUUGCAAAGUUUGGUCGAUAACCCUGGACGUCAUAUGUAUGACGACAUGGCUUCUUGUUAACGUGAUAGGAUGUUUUUGGCGAUUAUAAAUAAUCAAUAUUAAAGCCAAAUUAAAGAUAAUAGUACAUUAAUAUAGAGGCCGGGAAACGAAGGAUUGCAGGCCAAGUAGAUAAAGAUAGCCGAGCGUAGCGAGGUCAGAUACGGAUAUGCGGCCGGCAACCCCGUUUCUCGCCGAGAUUUGUAUAGUGCUUUUCUCACACUUGCAAUGAAAUAAUAAUAAAAAUAAGAUGAUGAUGAUGAUUGUUUCAUGUCCUAAUGUGAUAGGUUAUUCAGUGCGUGGGGUAUUGAAGUGGAACCGAAAUGUAUUUAUUUUGGCGCUACGACGCACGUCAUUACGCUUGUUUUUCUUUUUUUUCUUUUUUGUGUUUUUUAUUAUUAUUUUGGAGUUGUCAAAACCGGGAACGAAAAUUUGAUUAUUUUUGCGCUACGGCGCACGGUUUAGGAGAUACAGCCCUAUUAAACUUAUAAAGAUUUCUGCAUGAUUAAAAAAAAAACUUUAUAGGGCUGUAUCUCAUAAACCGUGCGUGAAAAAAAAAUCGAUUCCCUUUAGGAAACCCUGUAUUAUUAAUAAUCAAACAAAAAAAAAGAAAAAAAAGCAUAAUGGCUGAAUUUUGCUUAUCGGUAUUUUAUGGUUGAAUGUCAAGACGUGCCAUAAUUUGACGUCUAAAAACAAAAGAAAGUUGCCUUACAGGCCUUGGUCUGUAAGGCUGUAUGAAAUUCCUUUACAUAUCAUCUUCACUCAUCGCACCUGAUAGUAUUUCACCAUCGUAGUAUUUCCGGACGGAAUUUGAAGUAAGUCAUGUCAACAUUUGAUUGCGAGUUUGAGAAAAGAUAGUUUAUUAUUCAUGUAGGCAUAUUACAAUGCGCUUAUGAACGUCAAAUAAAGCUACGCCGUCUCUAACCCUAGACCUCUGACCCGAGGAUAUUUAAAUCCCCCCCUCAGGAGGAGGGUACCCCAAUAUGGGACCGGCAAGAAACUUGGCCGGACACAUCUUUUCAAAACGUUACAUCUUAUAAUUAACAUGCAUUAAUUCAUUAAUAAAUAAUAUGGACUGAAGGAUCUGUUCAUAAUUCUUGUCAAGAUUUGUCUGGAAAAGAUCAUUUUUAGCGAGAGGACCGCCAUUAUUCAUCCUUAAAUUUCUGUAUUUUUGUAUUGUUUUCGUUUAUUGUUGUACGCAAUAAAUAAUAUUUUACUGUAAUAUAUUAUCAUCAUCGUCAAUAUAUUAGUCGAAGACAAAUCUGUUAUACAACAGGAGUCAGUAACUUCCAAAAUCCAUCAAAUUAAAUUUAAAUUGUCUCCCUAAAUUUAUAUACGCUGAUUUUCAUAUAAAGACAUCGAUAAUUUAAAUAAAUAAGUUUCUGUCA
Messenger RNA from Cydia pomonella (codling moth), 3924 nucleotides. RefSeq names its product protein prenyltransferase alpha subunit repeat-containing protein 1 (gene temp). The coding region runs from base 170 to 1507 and encodes 445 amino acids. The transcript has 3 exons. The record is from RefSeq and is a predicted model, not a curated record. NCBI's taxonomy places the organism in Eukaryota, Metazoa, Arthropoda, Insecta, Lepidoptera, Tortricidae. Gene Ontology annotation, molecular function: protein prenyltransferase activity. Gene Ontology annotation, biological process: protein prenylation. Gene Ontology annotation, cellular component: cytoplasm.